Dictyostelium discoideum AX4 is the source of this 3492-nucleotide messenger RNA. RefSeq lists its product as hypothetical. The transcript is spliced from 2 exons. Lineage: Eukaryota; Evosea; Eumycetozoa; Dictyosteliales; Dictyosteliaceae. The coding region runs from base 1 to 3492 and encodes 1163 amino acids. The record is from RefSeq and is a predicted model, not a curated record.
AUGAAAAAUAAAAUUAUUUUUUUAUUUUCAAUUUUAUUUUUUUUAAAUUCUGUUUGUAUGACAGUGACAAAUUGUGAAGCAUUAAAUAAUUGGUUACAAGAUAAAAAAGGAAUUCACAAUGGUUUCAAUGUUUGUGCAAGUAUUAUUAUUGGUGCCUUCAUUGUAGGUACACCAAUAUUUUUAAUUGUGAAAUUAAUUCUUGAUCAUGUAAAUAGUCAAAAUAAAGAAAAACAACAAAUUCAAGAAGCACAAAAAAGAAUUAGUAAAAAGAAUGAAAUGAUGAAACAAAAUACAACAGUGACUAAUGGUGCAAGUUCACCAAAAUCGACAACAUCAGAUUCAUAUAAUAGUUCAAAGAUGUUAAGAGAAGUUAUUGAAAGAACACCAUCAUUAGAUAAAAUAUUUGUAAAUAAUAAUAGUAGUAAUAAUAAUAAUAAUAAUAAGAGUAAUAGUUCAUCAACCUCAUCAACACCAGGCAAUCAAUCACCAUCAAUAGGCGCUGGUGGGGGAGGUGGAAGUGUUGUUGACCCAAAUAAUACUAGUCCAAAUUACUCAUCACCAACAUCAUUAUCACCAAGUUCAACAAGAAAAAAUAAUACAACAAAAGUUGAAAAUUCAUUAGUAAAUUUAAAAAAUAAUGCAACUUUAGAUAUACAUUCAACAGAAAUUAUUCAAACUUAUUUAAUAAAGAAAGAAUGUGAACCACAAUUAUUAGUAGUUGAUGGUGUUAAUCAAUUAUUAUUUAGUCCACCAUCACCUGUUUUAUCAACAUUUGGUAAAUCAACAAUUGGUGCGAAUAGUGCCAAUGGUAAUAGAAAUUCAGAGGUUUCACCAAUUUUAGAAGCAACCUUUUUUAAUGGUACAGGUAUCAGAAGGUCAACAACAAUCAUUGAUGAAAAUGAUCCACAACAAAUUCAAAAUAAACAAAAGAAUAAAGAAUUAAUUGAUUCAAUUGAUAGUUUAAUGAAUGCAACUCUAACAUCAUCACAACAAUAUCAAUUACGUAAAUUAAGUAACGCAUCCUCAACAUCUAUAAACCAACAUCAUCAUUAUUCACCAAAUAUCCAAUCUGGUAAUAACACACCAACUAGACAAUCAGUAUUAAUUCAACAAGGUCCAUUAAAUACAAGUAAUAGUAGUAAUGGUGGUGGUUGCAGUAAUCAAAAUAGUGGAUUUAGACCAAAAUCACUAUCAAUGUCACAAAAUAUAUCAUUGUUAAAUUAUUUAUCAACAAAUGUAAUGCCAAAAGAUUAUCAAUGGGGUUGUGUUGUUCAAAGACUGUUGGAAUUAUUUCAAUCUUAUUUAAUUUAUACAAAUAAUCAAAGUUCACAUGGAAAGUAUACCGAUAGUAGUACCACUAGUCAAGCAACAUUCACCUCAUUGAAUCAAUUUGAAAUGGCAAUUUCAAGCUAUUCCGAUGCAGAAAAGAUUAAAAAGCGUAUCUCCACUAUCAACGAUCAACGUUAUUUCUCACCAAUCACAUUUGAACUCUAUAAUAGAAUAGUGCAAACACAUGAAUUCAUUAGACAAAGUAAACGUACCUCUGAAAGGGACGUAACUGGUAUCAUUGGUAUUUUCUCAAUACUGAUACCACCAUUAUUCAGAUCAGUUUCGAAAUAUUAUGAUCAAGAUUCCUCAAAUCAAGAUUUCCUAGAGAAGUUAAAAACUUUUGAAAGAACUAAAUUCAAUUUACAAGAAUUCACAUCUUUAUCAUUGUUGGCAUCUUAUCAAUCAAAGAAAUUGGUUCAUAAAGUUUCAACCUAUAAUUUAAUUGAUUAUUUAAAAACCAUAACUACAAUAUCUUAUAAAGCAAAUACUUUUACAACUUUAUUCCCAAUCAUUGAUCAAGUAAUGGGUAUAAGUGAUGAAAUUGAUAAAAUCUUAUUUCAAUCUGAAGAAUUUAAAAAAGAAUUAUUUUUACAAACUCAACCACAACCACAACCACUACCAACUCAAAUUUCUUCACCAUCUUCAGGAAAAGGUACAAGAGGUUCUCAAAGUAUUCCAAUUGAUCAUGAUAUUUUAGAUAUGGUUAAAUUAGAUUUAUUACAAAAACCACCACAAUCACCACAAUCACCACAACAACCACAACAAUCUCAACAAUUAGAAUGUGCAAUUGAAAUUAAUGAUUGCUUACCACAAACUCCAAAUAUUCAAUCACCAUCAAAACCAAUUAUACCACCAAUUAAAGUACAACAACAACCACAAAUGUCACCACAAAUUACACCAAGAACAGGUGGUGGUGGUAUUAAAUAUUCACCAAGAUUACAAACAUUACCUUCACCAAGACCAUCACCAAGAUUACAAUUACAACAACCAUCAUCACCAAGACAUUCACCAAGAUUACAACAACCUCAAAAUAUUUCACCAAGACCAGUUUAUGAAUUCAAUAAAAUGGAUGAUGAUUUAAAGUUUUUAGAUUUCUUAAAUACAAAUAAUAAUUCAAUUAAUAGAUCAAUUUGUAAUAAAUUGGAUGAAAUUGAUAUAAAAAUUAGAUCAAAACCAAUAAUUGACCAAUCGAAUAAUAAUAAUAAUAAUGAUUUUAAUUUACAAAAACAAAAAAAUAUUUUAUCAAGUUGUUAUUCAAGUUUAGAAUCUUGUUUAAAUUUAUUUAGUUUAACUGAUAGAUUCCAUUCAAAAUGUAAAGCUGAUUCAAUACCAAUCAUAAAAUUAUUAUUAUCAACACUUCAAAACCUUGAAGAUUAUGUCGAUACCGGUAUCUCUAUUGAGCAAAUGAUAACUUUAGAUUUUAUGGAAUGGACAAAUAAUUAUUCAAAAACUAUAACCUCUUUAAAUAAUACUUUAAUUAAAAAUUAUCAAAAUUUUAAUAAUAGUCCAAAAGUUGUUUCUCCAAAUAUACAAUCAAUAAAUAAUAAUAAUAAUAAUAAUAAUAAUAAUAAUAAUAAUAAUAAUAAUAAUAAUAAUAAUACAAAUAAUAAUACAAAUAAUACAAAUAAUAAUUUUAAUAAUAAUAAUACUUCAAGAUUAUCGAAAAUUAGGACAUUAUCAACACCAUUUGGUAUACCUAUCUCUGAAAAUAAUAAUAAUAAUAAUAAUAGUAAUAAUGGUAGUAUUAGUCCAAGAUAUAAUAAUAAUGGUAGUAGUAGUAGUCCAAAUAUUAGUCCAAGAUUAAUUGGUUCAAAUAAUAAUAAUAUAGAAGAGGAAGAAUUAGGUAUGAAUAAUAAUGAUUGUUUAAUUUUAAGAAGAAUUAGAGAAUUUAAAAUUCCAAAUGUUUUAGAAAGAAGUCAACAUUUAAUUGAUUUAUCUCAAGAGUGUGUUAUGAUUACAAUUUUAUCAUCGUUUUCAUUAUGUUAUAAAGAAUUAAAUAGUGUAGCUCAAAAAUCACCAUCAACAAUCCCACAAUUACCACAAUUAACUGAUGAUAAACAAGCUACUGAAUUUUUUAAUAAUUCUUUAUCAAUUUUCUUAUCAUCAAUUAGAACAAGUAUAUUUUGUACAACUUUAUUAUUAUCUCCAGUUUAUUUUCCAUAA